CGCGCUCCCGACCCACCAUGCCGAGGGGCUUCCUGGUGAAGCGAACCAAGCGCUCGGGCAGCUCCUACCGCUCGCGCCCGGCCGAACCGCUCUUCCCCCCGCCGGCUCCCGGCGCUGCAUCGCCCUCCCCCGAGGAGCCCGGCCGGGGGCUGUCGGGAUCACCCUGCCCCGUGCCCGCGCGGGACGGUGCCGAGUGGGGCGCGGGUGGCGGAGACGGCCCGGGACCCAGCCCCGCGAGACCGGCGGGCCCCGAGCUGCGCCGCGCGUUCCUGGAGCGCUGCCUGCGCUCGCCAGUCUCCGCCGAGUCCUUCCCCGGCGCCACCGCCUUCUGCUCCGCGGCGCCCGCGGCCGCGACCUCGGGGGAGCAGUUGGGGCCGCCUCGGGUCGCUGUCCCCGGCUCCGUCCCCGCACCCGCGCCCACCCCGCACAACCUCCAACGCCGCGUCAAGGGCGCCCUGGGCAGCGCGUCGGCACCGGCGGCCGUCAGGAAGCCUAAGGCGGUGAGGAGGCUGAGUUUCGCAGACGAGGUGACCACGUCCCCGGUGCUCGGUCUAAAGAUCAAGGAGGAGGAGCCCGGGGCGCCGGUGCGGGCUCUGGGAGGCGUCCGCACGCCGCUGGGGGAGUUCAUCUGCCAGCUGUGCAAGCAGCAGUACGCGGACCCCUUCGCGCUGGCUCAGCACCGCUGCUCCCGCAUCGUGCGCGUCGAGUACCGCUGCCCCGAGUGUGACAAGGUCUUCAGCUGCCCCGCGAACCUCGCCUCCCAUCGCCGAUGGCACAAGCCACGUCCCGCGCCCUCCUGCGCCGCGAGUAAACCUCCCUCCGCGUCGUUGACCCCUCCGGACCCUUCCCUGGCGGCGGGCAAAGAGAACGGCCGCAUGCCGCGGACCGACGAUCAGCACCCGCAGACCCGGGACAGCUCCGGGAACGGUCAGCACCGGGACAGCGCCACUCGCACAGGCCUGCCGGCGCUGGUGCACCCGGAGGCAGCACGACCUCAGGCCCCCUACCCCGAGGUGAUGCUAGGGCGCCGCGGUCUUGGGCCAGGCAGUGCCAGCGCGGGGGCGACAUCCGAGGUCUUCAUGUGCCCGUAUUGCCACAAAAAGUUUCGUCGCCAAGCCUAUCUGCGAAAGCACCUAGGCACCCAUGAGGCGGGCCCGGCCCGUGCACCAGCCCCGGGCUUCAGCUCGGAGUGCACAGCCCCUUUGGCCUUUGCGUGCCCGCUUUGCGGGGCGCACUUCCCGUCCGCGGAUAUUCGAGAGAAGCACCGGCUAUGGCACGCUGUCCGCGAGGAGCUGCUAUUGCCCGCCUUGGUCGGGGCUUCUUCGGAAGCGGGGCCCGGAGGGGCAUCCGACGGCAGCACUCAGCAGAUUUUCUCAUGCAAGUACUGUCCAUCCACUUUUUUUAGCUCCCCGGGCUUGACCCGGCACAUCAAUAAGUGUCACCCCUCAGAAAGCCGGCAAGUGCUGCUGCUGCAGAUGCCGCUGCGGCCUGGCUGCUGAGGGACCGAGGCCUGGCGAGAUUUCGAGAAUGGCUUGGAGAAAACAAUAUGGGAACUCCUGUGGGGCUUUCUUCACUUUGCAAUUUCCUUUCCCAUGCUUUCCCCUCUUAAAACUCUCACAGUCAUGAUCCGCCUGGAGAGAAGGCAGCGAGAUGUAAAACCCCCUCUCUAGAGCAGGUAUGUAUGUCCUAAAAUUCAUGGUCAAAGUUAACAGCUUUAAGCCCUCAUUUCUCCACCGAAAUAGGAUGUUCCCUUCCUUAAAACGCUGGAGACCCCAAUGAAUCCUGUAUGGUUUGUAGUUCCUAUGGAAAGUCGCAGUGAACGCGUGCAAGUCUCAGUGUGUACACAAGGUCCUACAUAAAGUGGUAUUCACCAAUGUUUUUUCCCUCGCCACCACAGGCACUUACGUCGUUUCUGUCUCAAUAGGGUCAGAUCUCUUGUCUUGUAUAUUCUGUGAAUCAAGCUAUGUGACUGAUGCCAAACCUGCAGGGAAGGACGGCUUAGACCCUUGUAGAUGGACAGGAAUAUACGAGGAUAUUGCUGUCUGAUGUGGUAAUAUCCCUGGAACUUUCUUUCCUCAAUUGAAUGUAUUAGUCCCUUCUUUUAAAUUAGGUUUUGGAGGUGAGGAAGGCGCUGCUUAAUGGGAAGGAGUUGGUGUGCCCUCUGAAUUCUUAAUCCUAUUUUAUGUGCUGCAUCCAGGAGGAGGUACUUAAAUUUUUCUUUAUAUAACCUUUUUUUCUUUAAAAAAAAACUAUACUCAUCCCUAAAGUUUGAAUGUUUUAGAAAGAGUCCAUUCAAAUUAUGUAACGAUUAUGCUGUAAAUCUGCUGUAUCGUAAACUGUUCACCUUAAGGAAGAUGGUCAUACCAGUAAUCCACCAUGAACUGAAUGUUAAUUCAUUCAAUAUUCGGUAUUUUCUUUUCAGGAGCAAUGUUUGAAUUUUUUUGUAAAUCAUAUUCAAUGUAUAUUCUGUAUCUAUUCCCUCAAUAGCCAGAGUCUGGGACACUGGCUGAGCACUGUCUGACAAUAGAUUUGUAAGCUGCUUCUGCCAAAUAAAAGUACGUAGACUGUG
Molecule: messenger RNA, 2569 nt
Organism: Mesocricetus auratus (golden hamster)
Lineage: Eukaryota; Metazoa; Chordata; Mammalia; Rodentia; Cricetidae
Gene: Insm2
Product: INSM transcriptional repressor 2
Exons: 1
Coding region: 18-1499 (493 amino acids)
Biological process (GO): neuron differentiation; negative regulation of transcription by RNA polymerase II; regulation of cell cycle process
Cellular component (GO): transcription repressor complex; nucleus
Molecular function (GO): DNA-binding transcription repressor activity, RNA polymerase II-specific; RNA polymerase II cis-regulatory region sequence-specific DNA binding
Source: RefSeq, a predicted model, not a curated record